UAGACUUGCGCAUGCGCACAUGCAGUGUUUAGCUUCCCUGUCCCCUCUGAACCUGACAACCCGUUAGCUUAGCUUAGCUGCCGCUGCUCACCGGCGAUGAUACAGCAAACAAGGACUUGAUAGGGCUUACGGAGUUGUGCAUAAUCCCCCUUUUGGACUCCCAAAAUACAGGCAGCAUUUAGACAUCCUUGUUAGCUGAUCGCCGGCGGAGGGUCAAUAUUCGGUAAGUUUAUUGCGUGAGGAAGAAGAGGACGUCCGCGAGAGGAAUGAACUCUGCGACUCAUUUCAUGCGACAUAAAAUUGGACUGCACAGCUCCCAAGCUUCGUUGACCACCUGACUACAGCCAAACUUUUUACGGCUAAAUCUCCGUGCUUGUGUUUGGCUCUACCAUAUGUGAUAUGAAACAUUUGCAAUAAGGUACCUUAACUCCCGAAGGAGUGAAGCCAACCGUUUAUGUUUAUCUUCAUGGCUUUGAGCUAACCAGUGGCUAGCAGAAUUUCGAAUUCAUUAUUUCUUAUUUGUGAUUGUUUCUGUUGUGAAGUAGAUUAUUGUUUGCACUAGUUUCUGAGUUAGCACACUCACGGUAAGAUCAAAUAUUUUUACUUCUGCCGAUGGGGCUUGAUCAUUGCGACCGAGGACGCAUUAUAGCUCCGCGUUAGCUAGCAGGUCCAGCCAAAAGCCCACCAACCGAUUUCUAAGCACCCCCAAAACCAGAACCCUCCUGGUGGCAGGGAUGCACCACCAGGACUUUAGUGGAGACCCACCUAGUGCUGGCAGCAGGAAAACGGUGUUUCAUUACCGCAGAGGGAGCGGCGGAGGUCCUCCUGCUUCCUCCACUGGGGCUGGAGUUAAUGUACUUGAAGAAUGUUCGGCACCAGCUGGAGCCUCCUCUCCGGGACCCCAUCAGCAAGCCUCAUCCCAAAUGCCUGGAGCUCAAGUGAAGAAGAAGAGUGGCUUCCAGAUUACAAGUGUUACCUCUGCUCAGAUCAACAUAAGUGGCAGUAACAGUUUGGCUGAUGACACAGAGAGCUAUGAUGACCUGGAUGAGUCGCACACUGAGGACCUCUCUUCCUCUGAUAUAUUGGAUGCUUCAGCGUCCCGAGCCACAGACACGGGUGUGCCAGAGAGAAGUUCUUCAGACGAGACAUUAAACAGCCUCCAUGGGGUGGACACGCCUGGCCUUGUGUCACCCAAUGAGCCUCAAUAUCCACAUUCCGGUCAAGGAGCUCAGAACCAUACCACGUUGGUAAAUGGGACUGUACACCAUCAUUAUUAUGCGCAGCAGCAUAGUCUGCCCAAUCAACAUCGCUCUGAUAACUUGGCAGGAGGCGAAUCAUCGUCAGCCCUUCCCCUAGCAUCGGUGUCGAGCUCCAGCCAGCCACUUUCCAAAACGGGGGCAAACCCAUCCCAGAACCCACCUGCGUCGGAGAGAACCAAACCUGUAGGGGGAACAGCACAGCCGUCAGCUGCCGUUGGUGGUCGGACGGCCGGUGACGCACACCUCCAGGGUACUGGGAAUUUUCAGAGUGUCUCCUCUGUCACUCCACUUCAACCACCUGGGCAGCCAGGUUUUGACAACACUUGUGGGAGUGGACCAACAGUUUCCAUUGGUGGAGGAACAAGUCAGUCAGCCACAACUUCCAGUACUCAAACGCAGACAACUACCAGCUCUCGUUUCAGAGUCGUCAAACUGGACACCAACUCGGAGCCAUUCCGCAAAGGAAGAUGGACAUGUACAGAGUAUUACGAGAAGGAGAUUCCACCUGCAGGAAUAUCAGAAGCACCUAAAGCUGUGGAGUCCUCCGCAGAGACUGAGUCCAGUAUCGCUGGAGUAAGUUCAGUUCUUUCAUCUGUCCAGCACCUGCACACACUGCAACCUUAUCAGCUGCCGAACCAAGAGUACACCGGUCCUCAUACAAUGCAGAGCCCCCCACAAGCUCCGGCCCAAACCAGUCCCUUCAACUAUAUGCCACCCCAGGAAGCAGUUGGUGCAGCUCACACUAAAAUGUUGGGGGCUCCUGGUACUCUCCCAGCAACUCCACCACAAGGUGGUAUGAGCCAGCACCCCUCCCUCUUGGCACAUCAUUUACCCUACGCCGUAGACCAGCAGCAGGGUCAAGCCCCGGAAAGUUAUAUCGCACCUCAGCUCACUGGUCUGCAACCAGACUUUAUCCAACCCACUGCUCCGUUCCAAACCCAGGUCCAGCCUCCAGUGGCGCACGUGAGCUCAUCCAUAUCACCAGGAUCAGCGGUCACAGCAAAGCCACUAGGCAGCCUAGCUCAGCAGUCACCCCAUCAAGGUCAUGUGGCUCCACCUGCUGCAGAAACCUCUGUUGUGGCCCAACAAAAAUCUAUGACCUCCACCUCUUCGGUACCAGCAGGGCAGGGGGCCCCUUACAUGCCACUAACUGCACUCCAAGCUGACCUACAGCCACUUCUCACCCCAGGCACAGCUCUAUAUGCAGCACCUCUGGCAGGAGGGAGCCCCCUUAAAGCAUCGCAACUAGAAGAUGCGCAAAAGCUUCUGUUUCAGCACCAGGGCCUCCUGGGACUGCCCAGGCUGGGUGCCGCUGGCGGUGGAGUGAUAGCUGCGGACACCGGCGUCACUGCCAGAAGCCUGGCCCACAUGGGGAUGUCAAUGGAAGCCAGUGCUCUCGUAGCUGCUGCUGCUGCUGCUGGCUUGAGGACUCAGCAUGCCGAAGGAGAGGAGGACAGCCAGUCCAAGGUUCCGUUGAGCAGCGACACGUCAAUAUCAGCCUGACCAGAUUAAAAUGUUGUUUGGUCAGAUGCACAGAUGAAAUCCAAGCCUUUGAAGACAAAAUGGUUUUUGUGUUUUAUCUGCUUCCCCCACAAAGUUCCGCAAUCCACGUCUCUCUCCUUUGUGUGCUGUUUAUCCAUCCAGUGUUUGCCAUUGUGAUGACAUCAGCCUUAAUAAGCAGUGAUUGAUGUGAUACACCUGAGUAAUGUCGUGAAGGUUUCUUACUAUUUAUGUGACUAUUCCACGUGAAUCUUGAUUGUGCAAAACAAUCACACCUCAUUUAAGAUUAAUUUCUUUGUGGUGUUUUAUUGUUUCCAAUGUUAAAUUGUGAUUCCUUUGCUGUUAAUGUAUUUAGAAAUGAUUUUGAGUGUAGUUAGUAAUGUAGAUACUAAUGGCAGUAAAUCAAGGAAAGUAUUUGUCCUCUUUCUAUGUCUCUUAUUAUCUUCAGUCGUUAAUUCACAGAGCAGUUUACAUAUCUUUCAACUUGAAUCGUGACUAGAAUUUACUUUGCAUGUGCCCUAAAUGGGCCAAAUAGGUAGUCGUCAAGCUUUUUAUACCCAGUACCACCUCAAAAACACUUUAAAAAUUAAAUACAAUGUCUGCUGGAAGCCACCAUCAUGACGAACUUUUAUAAAAUGAAGCAAAAUUGAAGGCCCAAGUGUUCAUCAAAAAUGAGGGAGAGGUUUUAUUCACAAAAAUUAUACUGUAAGCCACUAAUGUUAUAACAGUUUGAACAUUAACACUGUACUUCAUUAUACAAAAAUGAUUCAUCUACAGUAGUUAAAAAUUGCACUUAAAUUUGUAAACACUAGGCCUUUAGCCUAGCUUUGGCGUCCUGGUCUGACGGCCUCUGCCGCCUGGAACCUCGGCUUCCGGCCGCCGCUGGAGCUCGGUCGUCAGACUCCGCGUCAUUCCCGUCCGAAGAACCAUUUGUGGCUGCCGGCCCGGAGCUCCCGGGGGCCUUUGUUUACGCACUUAUGGCGCACGUAGGCCUCAGAGUAGUCAAACUCUGCAUCAUCCCGCCCGAAGAACCAUCCAUAUAUUCAACAUUAAUUACAGCCACAGGUUCAAAUCUGUAUGGAAGUAUUCCUCCGUCUUCCCGAUCAAGCGAUACUGCUAUUUCUUCAUCAGAUGAGGAUAAAUCCAAGAAAUCAGAUCUGCGCAUAAUGGUGUCCCAUGUAAUCCAGUGUUUGGAAUGGCACGGUACACGUCACAUACUCCCAAGUAGAACAUGUGACUCACAAAAAUAGCAGUGACAAUGAAAAUUCGUAAUUGUCGAUGAAAAUCUUCUCAAAACACUAAUAAAUGAUAGAGGGUUUAACAUCACAUUGUCAAAAUAGGGUACAUAUUACAUGAACUCUUGGAUACACUGUUAAUGUAAGCACUGGAUUUCUCCUUUAACGAUUCCAAUGAGACGUGAUUGUCUUGAUUAAUUUUAUAUUAAUGGUAUUAUUCUUGUGACUAUUUUAACAAUGCAAAACACUUUGAGAGUUGUCCCUGUGAGAAUUAUUCAACUGUAUGAAUAAAAUUUACUGACAGUGGUACCUUGGCGUAUGAGUGCCCUAGCGUUUGAGUAUUUUUAUUCUUUCCUGCUAGCUGAGACUGAACAAAGUGUCGACCAAAAUAGUGUUGGGGGGGGAACUGUAUCCGAUUAUUUAGCUUAAUUUCAAUAGGGGACAUUGAUUUGCAAAGAAUAAAUGUGGUUAUUAGCCUAGAGGGGGCGAAGGUUUCGUUUGAAGCAGCCCCCCCCCCC
Messenger RNA from Syngnathoides biaculeatus (alligator pipefish), 4512 nucleotides. Its product is annotated as TSC22 domain family protein 1-like. The coding region runs from base 735 to 2762 and encodes 675 amino acids. The record is from RefSeq and is a predicted model, not a curated record. The transcript is spliced from 2 exons. NCBI's taxonomy places the organism in Eukaryota, Metazoa, Chordata, Actinopteri, Syngnathiformes, Syngnathidae.